GAUGGCCCGGAAGUACCCAUGACAGCCACAUAUUCCGUAUGUCAGGAAUAAGGCAGACUAUAGAGGAGAAGUUUCACUCGAUUAAGGAUGGGAUUGUUCUUGGUGACAGCGGUUACGCUUGUAAACCUUACCUCAUGACCCCGUAUCUGAGACCAUCGACACAGGCCCAGGAACGCUUCAAUUCGGCCCAUUCGAAGACCAGGGUGACCAUUGAGCGUGCAUUUGGUUGGUGGAAGAGGCGAUUUCACGUCCUCCAUGUGGAAAUACGGAUGACACCGGAGAGGGUCUGCACAGUCAUUGGAGCAUGUGCUGUACUUCACAAUCUUGCAAUUCUAUUCCGGGAGCCACUUAUAGACGAAGAUCAAGACUUGGAUGUCGAUGGAAAUAUUCAAGGGCAGUACAACGGACCCGAGGAUGGGAAAAACAUCAGAAAUUACAUUACGCAACAUUAUUUUUAAGAACGUGCAUGUAUUGUAUGUGCAUUCAGUGAAACGAUAUGAAAACAGCUAGUUGAGGUGUUCAUUGGUAUAUACACUGGUGUAUGGUGAUUGUAUUUUAUUCAUUUAUUGUAU
Saccostrea cuccullata (small rock oyster) is the source of this 572-nucleotide messenger RNA. Its product is annotated as putative nuclease HARBI1. NCBI's taxonomy places the organism in Eukaryota, Metazoa, Mollusca, Bivalvia, Ostreida, Ostreidae. Bases 39 to 458 code for a protein of 139 amino acids. The record is from RefSeq and is a predicted model, not a curated record. The transcript is spliced from 2 exons.